Molecule: messenger RNA, 1776 nt
Organism: Alosa sapidissima (American shad)
Lineage: Eukaryota; Metazoa; Chordata; Actinopteri; Clupeiformes; Clupeidae
Product: solute carrier family 46 member 3
Exons: 6
Coding region: 120-1565 (481 amino acids)
Biological process (GO): vacuolar transmembrane transport
Cellular component (GO): lysosomal membrane
Molecular function (GO): transmembrane transporter activity
Source: RefSeq, a predicted model, not a curated record
UUUGCUUCACAGGUCAGAAAACACAUUUACAACAAGACAAGUGGACAUGGAAACCUUCCCCUGACCUACAUCUCAGCACCACCAUACUGCAACCGCCACACACAACUGUGCUGUCCAAAAUGGGCCGUGUGUACCUGAUCGAGCCCGUGGUCAGCGUGUACUCCUUUGGCAUGUUCAUGACCUAUCCACUGGUCCAGCAGUACGUGUAUCGGCGCCAGUGGGAGAGGAUCAUAGGCUCUCCCUACCCGACUGAGCUCAACAACACUUCACGCUGCGGAGGAGCCAACCUGAGCAACCAGAGCACUCAGCAUGGGGCUGUGCAGAGGGAGACGUCUCUCUUCCUCCUCCACAGCGAGCUCUCCUUCCUCUUCCCCAGCCUCGUAAUGUCUCUAAUGCUCCUGGCCUACAGCGACUUCCACGGCCGCAAGGUGGCCAUCGUGCCGCCCCUGCUGGGCGACAUCCUGUUCACGCUGGCCUACGCCACCGUCAGCCGCUACUCGCUGGACCUCGGCUACCUCCUGGGCGCGGCGUUCGUGCGCGGGCUCUCGGGGGGUCCCUCGCCGCUUUUUGGCGCCUGCUUCGCCUACGUGGCGGACCGCUGCGACGGGGGCGAGGCCGAGGGGAAGUCCGGGAGGAGGACGGCGCGCAUGGCCUUGCUGGAGAUGCUGCUGGGCAUGCAGUCGGGCUUGGCUUCCAUAGCCACGGGCUUCUACAUCCGCCUAGCCGGCUUCACCUGGCCCUUCCUGACCGUCACUGCGCUCCACAUCCUCGUGCUGGCCUUUGUGCUCUUCGUCCUGCGGGAGUCUCUGGUCCCGGCCCAGCCGGCGCCCUUCACCUCCUCCCAGGUCCGCGCCUCGCGGCUGGGGACGGUGGCGUCGCGGCUGCGCGGGGUCGGGCGGCUCUUCUCGGCCGGCCCCAAGCGACGCGGCCCCCUGCUGGCGCUGGCACUGUGCGCCUUCGCCUUCUACAACGUGGUGACGCUGGGCGGCAUGUCGCUCUUCAUCCUGUACGAGCUGAACGCGCCGCUCUGCUGGGACGAGGUGAUGGUGGGCUACGGCUCUGCGCUCUCCUCCACCAUGUAUCUGGGCAGCUUCGCCGGCGUCCGGCUGCUGUCCGGUUACCUUGCCGACAUGUGUGUGAUACUUCUGGGGCUUGUGUCACUCGCCGUUGGCUUUGUCAUGGCCGCCUUUGCCAAGACCACCCUGCUCAUGUAUCUGGUGAGGGUCCCGCUGCUCCUGUCAGUCAUGCCUUCACCACUGAUUCGCUCCAUGAUGUCAAAGAUGGUCACCAACUCUGAACAAGGGGCUGUGUUUGCGUGUGUGGCCUUCAUGGAGAUGGUCAGUGUUGGUGUGUCCUUCCCCACGUUCAGCAGCCUGUACGCGGCCACCGUCUCCUGGUUCCCUGGCUUCAGUUUCCUCCUGGCGGCGGUCAUCACCCUGGUCCCCGUCACCUUCAUCUGCGCUGUACGUCACCUGGAGAGGGCCAUCCCUGAGGACACCAAUCAGCUUAUUCCUGAUGACCCAGAGGAAAGCCUGUCUUUUCCACAACAGGAAGUGAGGUCAUGAGGUCCUGUUUCAAAGUUGGUUCAAGGAUGGUUUGAUGGCAGCAUACAUCUUUUACUGCUAAGCCUUUUCAAUCUCCGCCUUAAAAAUAUGUUUACACAAGAGGAAAGACUCUGAGGAAUCUGAAACUAUGCUCCAUAUACUGUACAUAUUCUUACUUGAUACUGACAUACAUGUAUAUCAACAUAAAUAGGAUAUGUAGACAAAAUCAGGU